This is a messenger RNA of Thalassophryne amazonica, 696 nucleotides long. It is a transcript of the gene figla, whose product is annotated as folliculogenesis specific bHLH transcription factor. The transcript is spliced from 5 exons. The record is from RefSeq and is a predicted model, not a curated record. Bases 68 to 661 code for a protein of 197 amino acids. Gene Ontology annotation, biological process: developmental process; regulation of transcription by RNA polymerase II. Lineage: Eukaryota; Metazoa; Chordata; Actinopteri; Batrachoidiformes; Batrachoididae. Gene Ontology annotation, molecular function: RNA polymerase II transcription regulatory region sequence-specific DNA binding; protein dimerization activity; DNA-binding transcription factor activity, RNA polymerase II-specific.
CACGGACGGCACGUGGUGCAGAAAAGUGGCAGAGAGAUUCAUUAUUAACCGGUUUGAUGUCAGAAUAAUGAAGGUUCCGGGGGAGGAGUUGAUGAGCGACGUUCUGAAGCGGUUAACUGGCGAGUGCGCGCUCCCCGUUUACAGCAACAUCGAGAAGUUCAAGCGAGGAAACAGCAGUUUCUACUUCGUGGCCGAAGACCUCAGUGAAACUGUGAAAAAACGCGAACUGGUCAACGCCAAGGAGCGACAGAGGAUCAGAAACCUGAACACCAUGUUCUCCCGUUUGAAGCGCAUGGUGCCGCUGAUGCGACCAGACAGGAAGCCCAGUAAAGUCGACACGCUUAAAGCUGCCACCGAAUACAUUCGCUUGCUGCUCGCAGUUCUGCGGGAUACCGACAGUGGUAACAGCAGUGGGAUGGCCUUCAUAAAGAAUGCAGUCAGUUAUGAACAUACUGAAGGUCUCAGCAGUGAUCUGUGGAGAGUGGAUGAUUUGCUGAAUAUGUCCGAUGAGCACAUGGAAGAUGGAUUCAAUGUGAUCCCAGAGUGUGGAACCGAGGACGGAGAUACAACCAAACUGGUGUUACAGCAGUGUGUGAUGCCCACGUACCAGUUAAUCAUCCAAGUAGCUCCCGAUCAGAACACGAUGCCUCAAUCCAGCUGAACGGUGUCUGUCUGGAGCAAAAAAAAAAAAGGGAA